AUGAACGAGCACGACGACAGAAUUAAGUUGGACAUCUUUAGAAGCAAAACCACUUAUCAGAAUGACUACAAAAAAUUCCCACUUGAGCCUCGUAAAGACACUUUGAAUUGUCAAGCAAAAUUUUUGGACAAAAAAGACAAGCCCCCGAGUGAGUAUGUCCCUAAAGACAAUGAAACUUUUGCGGCCCGACGCCCCGACGUCUACAUCCCGUUUAACUUACUUUGGAGACGCAAAGAGAUCACAGGCACGGACCCCCAUGUACCUUUCGAAACCCCCGUAAUUCCCGAGAAUGCAGCCAAAGAAAACGUAAUCAAGACAAGACCAAGGGUUUACAUGUCCCCAGCUGUGAGUAUCGACGACGUUUCAGACCCCGAAAUGCGCAACUUGUUGCUGGCCCACAUGUACACCUCAGAGUGGACGAAAGCCAUCCAGGAAUCGUCCGUCAAACCCACUGAGAGACAUAUCCCCAACACCACGGUCGAACAAGCAGGCGAUCCGGUACAAUUAAAAGUGGACUUGUUGCCCCCUUUACCCGAUAAUUUUCGAAAAAUAGGCAAAAACUGGGAGAACGAGCAGUUGAAACUCACAGUUGACCCGAACAAAAUGUUCUGGGAGCACAAAGACCCCCCAGUCAAGUGCGGUGCGUGUUUUGACCCGGUCAAAGGCCUGGUUCCCGAGGAGACUAAAGAGGAAAUAAGGACACUGAUCAGCCAGGACAGGCUCAGGUUGGCACAUGAUGCCCCCAUCCCGGGCUAUGCAGGCUAUAAACCUAGGUUCUCCUACGGGGUUUCACUCGCUAAGGUCGCAAUGCCUGUAGUACACCCGUUCUUGUCAGUGAGUCAGGCUAUAACCAAGAGGUACGAGGUGGACAAAUCAAAAUAAAUUCCAAACAAGCCUCGA
Molecule: messenger RNA, 900 nt
Organism: Tribolium castaneum (red flour beetle)
Lineage: Eukaryota; Metazoa; Arthropoda; Insecta; Coleoptera; Tenebrionidae
Exons: 4
Coding region: 1-882 (293 amino acids)
Source: RefSeq, a predicted model, not a curated record